AUGACAUCGCUCAAAUACCACCGCGAACUCAAGACACAUCCGCGCUUCCGGUUCGCACCGCGCCCAGCACUCAAGCAGUCGAUGACCGCCGCUGCUGUGCUGCAUAAUGAACGUCAAUUUGCUGUUAUGUGGUCCAACACGUCGAGCCUCGCAUGGAACAUUUUCACGGAGAUAUCGAUCCGGGCGCUGCUGUUGCUGUUCCUAUGCGUGCUCCAUUUGAGAUUCGAACCGGAGAUGCAUUACAUCACGGAGGCGGAGCUGCGUCCGGAGUACAGGCGGCCGCGGCGGGAGUCGCGGGUGCACAUGCAGACCGUCGUAGCGGUCAUAAUAUUCGUGCCGCUGUUCGCGAUCUCGUCGCAAGUGCUGUUGGGGCACCACGACGGGGCGCUGCGCGGGCUGCUGGGCUGGAAUCUGGCGCUGAUCGCGAACGCGGUCACCACGGAGGCGCUCAAACUGGCGGUGGGCCGGCCGCGGCCGGACUUCUUCUACCGCUGCUACCCGGACGGCGUGGUGACGGCCGACCGGCGCUGCACCGGCGACGAGAGGGAAGUGGCGGACGGGAGGAAGUCGUUCCCCAGCGGGCACAGCAGCUUCGCCUUCUGCUCGCUCGGCUACCUAGCGCUGUUCCUGCGGCGGAUGGCGAGGCGCGCCCCGCCGCUCGUAAGGCCCAUACCGUUCGCGAUGGCGGCCAUCAUAAGCGCCACACGGGUGUGCGACAACCGCCACCACUGGCAGGACGUGGCGGCCGGCGCCCUCAUCGGGCUGCUGGUCGCGCACUUUUCCUUCGAACGGUACUGCCCGCAGCGCAGCCGCCGGCGCGCCGGCUCUGAGAGCGCGUCGUCUAGUAGCGUCAGCAGUAGCGCCGGCCGCACGGCCGAU
Molecule: messenger RNA, 879 nt
Organism: Iphiclides podalirius (scarce swallowtail)
Lineage: Eukaryota; Metazoa; Arthropoda; Insecta; Lepidoptera; Papilionidae
Source: the annotation of a GenBank genome assembly